AUGUCUGGUAGGUCUAAUGGUCGUGGGGGGAGAGGCUCCGGGUCGCUGCCCAAACUAUCCCGUCCCCAAUUCUUCGCUGGAGGCUCGGAUUUUUCUGGUUCGCCUGAUUCACACACUCUCAGGGCUUCAUUGUCUGGAGAGAAGAAGAGCUCCCAAACUUCUGAAAAACUACUUGCUGACGAUAAGCCCCCUAGUUUCCGCCCUGGUUACAGACCAUCUAGUGACCGUUCUCAGAACUCGAGGGGAGGCGAGGUUGAAAGGUAUGAAAAUGGUAACAACUCCCCUUUCAAUGCAUCCGACUCACUGCAAAAUUACCGGCAGCAACAGGAGACGGGUAUACGCCUGAUUGGAUGGAUCAACAACCCAUCUGUAAGUUGCCCAAUCACGAUCUCAGGGUCUACCUUCCGUGGGCUUAUGAAUCAAAGAUGGGAGCGUCUCGAACAACUUGGCGGCUUGCCAUCAAACUACACUCAAUCUACGUUUCUUCCUCCUGGUGUGCCAGGUGCAAUUGGCUCCCAACUGAGGCAAAACUCAUAUCGAUGGAUUUCCAUCAAGAAAUCUCCACCAAACCAGCCGUACAAUGUGUGUUGGUGGUCCGGCCGCACUGCACAGAGCGUGAUCUUCCUGGAGGACGUUAAUCACCCAGAAAACUCGCAAUUCCCAUUUAUUUCCGAAAUCAGCAAGGCAAUUUACGAGAAAGACUUCGAUAUUGAUACUCUCAACAUACCAUACCCCUGA
This is a messenger RNA of Penicillium cataractarum, 738 nucleotides long. RefSeq lists its product as uncharacterized. The record is from RefSeq and is a predicted model, not a curated record. Bases 1 to 738 code for a protein of 245 amino acids. The transcript has 2 exons. Lineage: Eukaryota; Fungi; Ascomycota; Eurotiomycetes; Eurotiales; Aspergillaceae.